AUAUACUGAACAUACAUCAUUGAUAUACACAUAUUACCGCUAUGCGUGUGCCAGAUUUUACAGUAUCAACAACUGUUAUACGUUUAUUGAGAUGGCAAGAAUUAGUUUUUCUAUAUUACUGAAGUACACAUCCCAACACCUUUCCCAAAAGCGCCAUGAAUAAUCAAAUCGAAACGGCUCAGUGCUGCUCAGACAACAUUUCUCAGGUCUCUGUCACCAUCUCUGACUUCUCAGAUGAGAUUUUACUGAAUAUCCUGCGAUUCAUUCCCAGCCAUGACCUGAUACUCAACGUAAGUCGAGUGUGCAGUAAACUCCGAACUCUCUGUCUGGACAAGAGCUUGAGAGUCCAUGUACACCUGCAUAAAGAAUACACGGCAAACGAUGAUGCUGUGAAGCAGCUCUUAAAAGUCAUUUCAGCCGACAUCCAGACGUUAAACCUCAAUGGCUGCUACUGGCUGGCCGGCUCUACAGUGGAUCAGGUCACCCGCUGUAAGUCUUUGGUCAGUUUGGACCUUUCCGGCUGCAGAUUGACAUCAGUUCGCCUCUCGCAUCUGCUGAGCUGUCUUAGCUCUCUGAAGUCUCUGGCACUGGAUGUGGGGCCGGGGUUUGAUCUCCACCAGCUGAGUGCAGAGGGUAAGUCUGCUCUGGCUCGUCUGCAGGAGCUCAAGCAGACGCUGUUGACUCCUUCCUAUGGCGUGGUUCCCUGCUGCAGUGCCCUGCGGCGCCUUCACCUCUAUCUAGAGGCCAGCGAGGUCUGGAGGGAGGCCGGCGGCUGUGCGCAGCUGAUGGUGGGCCAGAGCAGCGUGCCGCACUAUCAGAAUCUGCGCUGGUUCUCCGCUCGACUCGCACCCGGUGAAGUCAACCGUACUCUGUUGGCGCUUUACUUAGCUGUUUUCAGUAUGAGAGUUCCUGAAGGCCUUACAGGAUUGGUACUCUCUGUGCCAGGCCCUGCACCGCCACGACCAGUCGCAAUGACGGCGCUAAUGGAAAGCAUGGCGUCAACUGUGGGAAAUACUGUUAGUGCUUUGCAGCUUCCACGUACAUGGUUGGACGGUGCUAUACUUGGGCGGGUAUUAGCGCAUGGAUGUCCUGCAUACCUGAAUGUCUCCCGGUGUUCAUCUCCAGGGUUCAACCCUUUACAUGUGCUACUCAGUGCGGGACGUGACCUCACACCCCUGCGGAGCCUCAACCUGCGGGGAUGCGGUCGAGGCCCGCUCUCUGAGAGCUGUGGGAAGGGCGAUGAGGAGAUGGACACGGACAGCGUCAAAGCACUUGCUGAAUGUUGCCCACAUCUUAAUCACCUUAAUUUAUCUGCAACGCACUACCAUCAUAAUCUCUCCACGGGGCAGGAUGGACACUUGUGUGGUACUUUGGGACGCCUCACUGGCUUGUGCUCGCUUGCACUUCCGGUGUGUGCAUUAGCACAAUCUCCUCCAACUCAAAUAAACAAUCAAGACUCCAACACAGACCUCGCCUCAAGAUCACUGCUGCUCGGGCUUAAAAAGACCACCCGGAUUGGUGUGCCCACAUAUCGACCCACAUCUGAAAUCGCAGUGGGUCAGGGGGAAGAGCGGACAGACCGGGGCUUGUGCAUUCAACCACUGCUUCAAGGUUGCCCGUAUCUAGUAGAGCUGGAGCUGAUUGGUGCAGGCUUUUCCUCAGCCAUGCCCCGGAACGAGCCGGCCAUUCGCAAGGACCCCGCUGCAUGUUCCUGGUCCUACAGCGUUGGAGAUGGGGAGUUAGCUGCUUUAGGUGGGAUGAAAUUUUUGCGCAAGCUCACCCUCGCGCAUUUACCAGGAGUACUGAAGGGGACGGGACUCAUCGAACUGCUUCAGGGGUGCAAGGACCUGCAUUCCUUAUCGCUGGCAAAUCUAGGAUCUUUAAAGACCAUGAACUACACGCAGGCCCUGCUGGAGGCUCUUUCCUACUGCACACAACUCAGGGACUUAAGGCUGGAGCAGCCCUACUUUAAUGCAAACGCAGCGUUUUUCGAAGCGCUCAGUCAGUGUGGUCAGCUGCGGCGUCUGUGUUUAGUUUCUCGACACGGCACUUUCCAACCCGCCGCUGUGACGGCCUUCAUGCAGAGCUGCUCUGAUGUCAUCAUGUGCCAUAUGUUCAUGGGAGGAACGCUGGUGGCCUGUAAAACACUGCAGAAAACCCUUCUGGACAGUUUUUCAGUGUCUCGUCCAGCUCUUAGUGUGGUGAUUUACCCUUUACUGCAUGAAGACCUGGCCCAUGUGAUCAGAGGUAUGCCACUUUGCCACCUGGACGAAAUGACACUUUUUAAAAGUCGUGUUGCUGAAGAGCCCAUGAGACGGUGACUGUGGAAAUAUUUACAAAAAAAGAGAAUCAUUCUUUGGUGGAUUAACCUGGGUCAUACAUCUGUGCUGUUUUUGAGAGUGUAUUCAUAAUUGUGCAUUAUGGAAAGUCUGCUUUCUGAUGAUGAAAUAUUAGCAAACCGGUUGAAGGAUAAUAGGAAAACUUUUUUUUUUUACUUGAGAGAUCAUAUGGACUAUCAUAGCUUUCCUAAUAAGCUCAUUGUUUACCAGUAAAGAGCCAGUAUGAACAAGCUCUAUGUCAGGUUAUAAUGUCAUCUUUGGAUAUGUGCCAAAAUAAAA
This is a messenger RNA of Danio rerio (zebrafish), 2618 nucleotides long. RefSeq names its product F-box and leucine-rich repeat protein 18 (gene fbxl18). Lineage: Eukaryota; Metazoa; Chordata; Actinopteri; Cypriniformes; Danionidae. The record is from RefSeq and is marked validated. Gene Ontology annotation, biological process: SCF-dependent proteasomal ubiquitin-dependent protein catabolic process.